UGCCAGCUCAACUAGCAUUUGACUGCCUUAUGUCAGUACCAGUCGAUGUUGAGGGCGGCUUGAAAGAGAUUAAGGAGCUGGAAAGUUUUCUGCAGUUUCAAUCCACACUCAGAUACCUGAAAGAUGGUCGCUAUAUCAACAACGAAGUCAAAACACAUAACGAGCCUUUAAACCUGCUGGACCGCUUGGAUGAUAUAUCACAAUCGAUCAGAAACGGAGCGUAUCAAAACGACUUCGUAAUCCAGCUAGCUAUACCCAAUCUUUUCAGGAGCACCGGGGACUUUCACCUCCGCUUCCAACCAGACGUGCUUGAGAUCUUCCUCUUUGUCAGACCUGAAAGUCAACUCAUCUUUGUACCUAAAGACGGGGUUGCUCUACCCCAAUUAUACCUCCUCUCAGACUUGGAGGCUUCCAGGAACUCGCACUACUUCAUGCCCUUCCCACUGAAGACAAUCAACGGCAGGGACGCGUCUGAGUAUCUCGACUAG
Pseudomassariella vexata is the source of this 488-nucleotide messenger RNA. RefSeq lists its product as uncharacterized. NCBI's taxonomy places the organism in Eukaryota, Fungi, Ascomycota, Sordariomycetes, Amphisphaeriales, Pseudomassariaceae. The coding region runs from base 30 to 488 and encodes 152 amino acids. The record is from RefSeq and is a predicted model, not a curated record. The transcript has a single exon.